Messenger RNA from Cyclocybe aegerita, 1260 nucleotides. Lineage: Eukaryota; Fungi; Basidiomycota; Agaricomycetes; Agaricales; Hemipholiotaceae. The record is from the annotation of a GenBank genome assembly.
AUGUUUCUAGACAUUGAGGCAGGUGUUACCGACGAAGAAGAGGAAGAGCAAGGAGAAUUUGAAGACGAGGACGAACACGAGUGUGAGGAGCAAAUCUACAAUGAUGUUGAGUCGUACGAGGCAGUUACGCGACAUUCUCAACUCAUGCGAACCAUCGAUGACACCGGUGAAGACUUCUGGGAAGACAUCCUAGCACAAGCGAGGCAACAAGGGCAAAGUUCAUCGGUGAUGGAGACAUUGAACAAUCAGGAGGACUUGAGACUACGAGAGAACGAUAUGAUCUUUGAGAUUGGGUGUCUAGUUGGCCACGAGGAAAGUGUUGCAUUCAAGGUUCUUUCUCUGGCGACACACCCAACCUUUCCUCAAACUUUGGCUCGUUCAAUUGUUGCGCGAAGCACGAUUCCUGGCCACAUCUACACCGAGGUUGACGAUAUGACUCAAGCCCGUGCACUCGCCCGCCGAAUUCCAGAGCUCAACACGAGCAAUAUCCACCCCGUCUCGUUGGAUGAGCGAACCGACAUGCUCACUCGGAGUAGCCCCUACAGGCUCAAAGAUCAGAAAUGGGUUUGGGUCCAUGAUAAACGGGCCAAAUGGAAGAAGUAUCUAGGGGAUACCGGCCUGCUCAUCAAAAGACUGGACAGCUUUUUGGUUGGGUUGAUUCCUCGGAUUGGAAAAGAACCCCGUCCACCACAAGCACUCGCGCCGCAGGACGACAUGGUCGAAACUUUCGGAAUUCAUAAAGUCAAAGCCUUGGAGACACAGACGCAAUAUAUAUUUCAACAGUGCACCUAUACCCGAGAUGGAAUUCUGUUAGUACCGACCAAUGAAAUCGACCUUGUAAUCUCUUCCGAAGUCCUCCCUUGUCACCAUGAGUUUGCAUUAUUUUGUGGUUCUUUGCUGCUUGAGGACACGGCGCGUUCGAAAACCCUCAGUCAAGUGGCGCAGAAACACCUUCAGCUUCACGAUUGGGUCAAGGUCAUCAGAGGCGAAUUUGCUGGUGUAUUGGGAGAGGUUGUUGAGGUUGGUACCGAGGAGGUUUUGUUGCGUCUUCCAUCCCAGGACAUUGUUGCCCCCUUCAGCGUCAUAGAGGUCCGCCCUCAUUUCAAGGUUGGAGAUCAUGUCGCUGUCACCCAUGGCGAUCACAAGGGCUCCAAAGGGUGGGUGACGUUUGCCUAUGAUGAUAGACUUGUCGUGCAUAUUGCUCCGGAACAAGAGGCGAGUUUCGUUUCGUCUGUCUUCUCUGUUCCUGAUGUGUUUUAG